AUGGCAUCUUGGUGGUAUCCUCAACAACACCAACCAAUAGGUGAACCAUUUGAAUAUCAUCAUCCCGCUUCUUUACCACCUCCUUCACAAACCAUGGUACCAUCGCCGUUUUAUUAUGAUUCACAACCGAUUGUGAUUGAAGGUGGCAAUAAUGACGAGUAUAUAAUACAUCCAUCAAACAAUGGAAACAUGAAUGAUUCGAAUUCAAUCGAUUAUCAUCAUCGUCGAAAUUGGUUUAAUGGGGCUAAUAACGAUGAUCGUAAAGCAAAGUCUCGUGUAGCAGCAAAACAUCGGCGUAGUGCAGAAAAUAAAGAAUUUACGGAUUUAUCAAAAUUAUUACCAUUACAACAACAAAUAGCUGCGCAACUUGAUAAAGCUUCAAUUAUACGUUUAACAAUUAGUUAUUUACGUUUACAUGAAUUUUUAUCACAUGGUGAUCCAUCGUGGCCAAAUGAAAUAAAUGUACCAUCAAGAAAACAAGCAUUUAAAUUAUUUAAUGCUGACGAAGCAUCCCAAUUAUUACAAUCACUCGAUGGUUUUAUAUUUGCAUUAAGUUCUGAUGGUAGAAUAUUAUAUAUAUCUGAAUCAGUUUCCAGUAGUUUAGGUUUAUCAAUGGUUGAAAUGACAGGAAAUUUCAUAUUUAAUUAUUUACAUGAAGAUGAUAAAAAAGUUUUUGCUGAUGCACUCGGUUUUGAACUUUUACCACCGUCGAGUCCAACGACAAGUUUAACUAUGGAUUUAAUUAAUUCAGCUAACAACGAUACAGAUCUUCUUGAUCUACCACCGGAUCAAUGUCCACGAAUGCAAGCACCUAUUGAUAGUAGUCGUUUUAAUAAGAAAUCUUUAUGUGUUCGAAUGCGAUCAAGUUUAACGAAACGAGCACCGAAUAUGAAAACGCCUGGUUAUCGAUCCAUACAAAUUAUUGGUGAAUAUCGUUGGCUUCAUCCAGAUUAUCGUAGACCAUCGAAUAAUGGUGAUUAUGUAUUAGGUUUUGUUGGUACAGCAAUUAUACCAAAUCUAAGUCCAUCACAAAAUGAAUUUCCUAUCCCGGAACAUCAAAAUGUUAUUCGACUCGAUGAAAAUUUACAUAUUACUCACAUGGAUGAUAAAUUACAACGAACAUUAAAUUGGAAUUUGACAUAUGCAACAUCAUCACUUUAUCUUUACGUACAUCCUGAUGAUUUAUCUUCAUUGUCAGCAGCUCAUCGCGAUUUGCCAUCCCGACAACAACUUGUACUAAAUGUUGUUCGAUUGCAAAUGAAUAUGUUGAUACCAUCUUCUCAACAUCAACGCAAAGCAAAUGGAAACAAUAAUAAUAAUAGCCCUAUUAUUGAACAAAAAUGGAUUUGGUGUGACUUACUUGCUACAAUGAUGCAAUCAAAAGCAAACGAUGAAAAUUUUGUUAUACUUGUUGUCGAAAUUAUUGGAGUCGACGACGGACUUGUUGUACCAACUAUCGAUGAAGAACUAGAAAAUGAAUAUGCUACUCGAAUAUCUUAUCGAUCAGAAGUAAGUCCAGAUGAUGUUGUCGAAUCAUCAUCACCUACAGUUCCAGCUCGAGUUUCUAUCAAACAACAACGACAACAGUCUCCUUAUACCAGUGAACAGCAAUCACAACAAGGAUGUUUCUAUCCAUCCCCGCCGCCACCACCACCACCACCACCACUACCUCCAUCGCUACCCACUUCAUCAUUUCCUUCUUCUUCACCCCAUCAUCGUCAUUUACCAUCAACAUCAACUCCAAGCUCAAGUCCGUCAUCUCCGCAUUCGCCCUUACCAACAAAUCGACCAUCAGUUAUAAUGACCAAAAGCAUGCAUCAUCAUCAACAACAACAACAACAACAACACUAUCAUCCAUAUCGUCAUUAUGAUUGUAAUACAUUUGUACAGCAACAGUAUCCUUUACCAACUGCAGCAACAAAUGAACAAUGGUAUUAUCCACCGACAAAUACCGGUGGGGAUAAUAUGCAUCUAUAUCAUCAUCCACAUCAUCAUUCGAGUUAA
Molecule: messenger RNA, 2004 nt
Organism: Rotaria socialis
Lineage: Eukaryota; Metazoa; Rotifera; Eurotatoria; Philodinida; Philodinidae
Source: the annotation of a GenBank genome assembly